GCAACUUGCCUUGGUCUAGUGUAGUAUAUAAAGUCAGUACGCAGUGUUUAAGGUUUCAACUGUCAGUGAUCUUUCCUUGUGUGAAAAGAUGGCUGUCUCAAGCAUUCAGAUGCUGUCAGUGCUGUUGGUUUGUACGGCCAGAACAAAGCAAACUGAUGGAUCGUAUGCACUCAAAAUGUGGAGCAAUGAAGACCAGGCACUUCGAGAACAACUCAGGUUUAUAUAUAAGGAAAUAGAAGCCCUGAGACAAGACCAAAGUUUGAUGAAACGGAAACAAGAAGACAUGACACAGGCGAUGUUGCAUUGUACACAAACGCAAGCAUACACAGAUAAGGAGGUGAAUAUGACGUCCCUGGAAAAAGGCAGCACCUCUAUGCUGUAUUCCUUUCCCCAAGAGCAGGAAGAUGGUGACACUGAUGAAGGCUUCGACCCCUGUAAGAAGUACAAGUCACUCAACCAGGACUGGAGAGCCACCAACUACAGCGCCAAGCAAGUUGCCUGUGAUCGCAACGUGCAGUGGAAUGGCUGGUAUCGCCUGUUCUACAGGGGUAAAAGCAUCCAAAUGCCUGAGCUGUGCGUGAAGAAGGAACGCUGUGGAACACAUGCACCGCUGUGGUUAGUAGGUGGCCAUCCACGCAAACGUAACGGAAUCGUCACACGCAAAGUUUGCGGCCACUGGAACGGUAACUGCUGCGCCUUCAAAUCCCCUCCAAUCCAAGUGAAAGCAUGUCAGGGCAACUACUAUGUCUACAAGUUUGUCCAGCCACCGACCUGUCAUCUGGCCUAUUGUGCAGAUGUUAACACUCUUAUCUGUGGGCAAUGUAAGAAAAAUGAAAUUUGUACCAGCAAGGACAAGAUCAAGUGGUUUUGCAAGAAAACAAAAAGAAGAGUGAAAGCCAAAGUGCACUUCUUCGCUGCCUACCCUGGCUCACUGUCUGGCAAAGUGAACCGAAUCCAGUACAGGAAGGUACAUGUGAAUGUGGGUGGGGCCUUCAACAGGCGCACAGGUGUGUUCACGGCUCCAGUCGCGGGAAUAUAUCAGUUCUUCUUCUCCACUCAGUCGAUGAAUGGGCUUAAGACUGACCUGUGGCUUGUUGUGAAUGGCUAUUGGGUUUCUGUGUCUCACACUCGUGUCAGCGUCUCAAACUCAGUAGGAAAUCUUUCAACGUACAUGACCACUCUGCGCAAAGGUGCCUUAGUAUAUGUGACCCAUAACUGUGGCAACUCCUGGGCUAACUCAGCAUCCAACACCAUUGUAUUUGGGGGUUCACUGCUUCUAGUACAAAGAUGAAGGAAGAGCUUUAGCUACCACCUGAAUGUGUUUUAUAAUGAAGAUUGUGAAGCUAUUUCUAUUCCAUGUACUUAAUAUACAGCUGUCAGAUGGGGCCUAGGAAAUGAUGUAUAAAUUUAAAUUGGGUGUAAUGGUUGCAUAUGUACGUGUGUGUGUGUGUGUGUGUGUGUGUGUGUGUGUGUGUUUGCAUGCUUUUUAAAAAUUUGCAUGUUACUGUUUGAGUAUUAUCAUGCUUGAUUGUCUUGCUUUGUAUAAUUUUGAUCCUUGCCUAUUUUUUUUUGUAAUUCAUUCCUGUUAUUAAUGAAGUACUUUCUCCUGUGCCAGCUGCAACAUUAAUUCCUGCAUCCUCUCUUUUUUUCCCUUGACUAAUAUGCCUAAUAUUGUGUGUAGUUAACAUUGUAUGCUUGUGAUUCCUUGUUAUGAACAUAGUGGGGCAGCAAAGUUACUUCAGUGUUUAAUAGUCUGAACAUACACGAGAUGGCCCCUGAACCACAGGUAAUUUAACACAUAUCUGUCACGAAACCUGUAAUAAAUUUUGUAAUGUUCUUG
This is a messenger RNA of Ictalurus furcatus (blue catfish), 1840 nucleotides long. RefSeq lists its product as uncharacterized. The record is from RefSeq and is a predicted model, not a curated record. The transcript has 8 exons. Bases 89 to 1291 code for a protein of 400 amino acids. Gene Ontology annotation, molecular function: protein binding. Lineage: Eukaryota; Metazoa; Chordata; Actinopteri; Siluriformes; Ictaluridae.